Molecule: messenger RNA, 1111 nt
Organism: Physella acuta
Lineage: Eukaryota; Metazoa; Mollusca; Gastropoda; Physidae
Product: heat shock protein Hsp-12.2
Biological process (GO): response to heat; protein refolding
Cellular component (GO): cytoplasm; nucleus
Source: RefSeq, a predicted model, not a curated record
CAAGUAGAUCUACGCAUACUGCGAAUAAAACCAAAUUCAAAACAAAAAACAGUAAUCAUUCUGACACUGUUGUGAUAGUAAAUCUACUAGAUAAUUCUAGAAGUGAAGUGUUAGUAUAUAAAUGAAGCACGUCCUUUGGUCUGGCUAGUUAUUAAAGAAACAACAUUCAUCACACUCACUUUCAGUGGAGUCCAGUUAACAACAUCCAACAACCUUGCUGAAAAGUUAAGCACUUAAAAAUGUUUUCAAUAGUACCUAGACUCUUGAAUGAAAUGGCACCAAUGAUGCGUUUUGCUGAUGAAUUUGCUAGGUACCCACUUAUUGCUCUGGAUAAAAACAUUGCCCAAGUACUGAGUCAGUAUGGAGAAACUGAGGUUCACAAUACAGAUAAAGAAGUGCGCAUUCGCAUGGAUUUACAACAUUUUAAACCAGAGGAAGUAAAAAUAUCAUCUGAUAAUAAAAAAAUUACGGUCAGUGCUAAGCAUGAGGAGAAGCAAGACAACCAUGGCUUUGUUGCAAGAGAAAUUACCCGCAUGUACAAAUUACCAGAGGAUGUUGAUCCCCAAUCAAUUACUUCAUCAAUGAAUGCCCACGGUGUACUGAGUAUCAAAAUACAAAAGAAAGCCAUUGGGGAGCCAAAGGAGACUCAAAUACCAAUAGACUUCAAAAGCUAAAACAGACAGGCUCACAAUGCUGAUUUUGUUUGUUUUUUUACUUACCCAAGAAACAUACAUUAAAGUAGAUUGGAAUUAACUUCAAUUAUCUUUAAUAAUAUGUUCAUUGUGAAAAAGAAAAAUGGGACUCUGCAUUCAACUGUAAAAAGUCCUAUUUACCAAGAUAUUUAAAAUACCUAUGGGUAUAAUAAUAGCUAAAUCAACAAAGCUUAUGUUGGUGAUUUGAUUCCCAAAAUAUUUCCAUUUGGAUUAAUUGGGGUGAUAAGGAUACAUGAGAUCAAGUGGAAUUUUUUUAAAUGUAUUUAAUUUUUUUUUUUUUUGGAGUAAUUGCUAUUUUGCUCAUUUGUGCAGGUCAUCUAGAAAAAUUUACCACAAUAAUUUAACGUUUCUUGGUAUAUUUUUAUAUAUUUAGUUUACAUUGCAUGAUUUGCUUUAAU